Molecule: messenger RNA, 2981 nt
Organism: Planococcus citri (citrus mealybug)
Lineage: Eukaryota; Metazoa; Arthropoda; Insecta; Hemiptera; Pseudococcidae
Exons: 2
Coding region: 401-2617 (738 amino acids)
Source: RefSeq, a predicted model, not a curated record
UACUUGAAGGGAUGUGUAAAUGAAUUUACGCCUUCUUAUCUCUUUGGUUAUGCAACUUGUCAAUAUUGUCUACGCGAUAAACUGGGCUUGCUCUGUUCAUCAGUGCUUGUUUCGUCGAGUUUAGUUUAGUUAGAGUUUUUUUAAAAAGAUAGGUAUGUAGGUGAUAACAGAGACCAGAGUGAUGUGUUCGAAUUUUAACGACAUUAUGUAACUUUGACUAAUAGCUGCAUGCUUAAUUUGAUCGUGCUUUUUUUUACCAUCGUUCUGUGAAGUGUAGGACUACGAACUGUUGCAGUGUACCUAUUUCGAAUUAUAGCUUUAAAAAGCGUGAAUUUUGACAUCGCGUUGUUUCUAUUCUCCUAUCCGGCCAUCGAUCGAUAGCGAUAUUAUUUACGUAAAAAUGAACGAAGAUUCGCCGAUGAAAUUACAAUGUUUGGCUGCCAAAUCGAUAUGUGUCCAUCUGUUACACGAAUGGGCCGAAGGCGAAAUACCCGUAAUCAAUGUUUGGAAACGAGCUCAGGGCUACGGUACCGACCAUUGCAAGGAUCACGACUGGUUUCUUUGGCAGAUGACCGAAAUGCAAGUACCUCGAUUCGCGUACAUAUCGAGUGAAAUUCAAAACCAAAUCGAAGACAACAUGGUACCGAUUUUAGAAACAGCCCAGACGUGGAUUCAGGCCCAUCACAGGUGUAAUAAUUUCUUCCACGAUCAACCAUCGUCUUCGUUGAACGAAUACAUCGUGAAGCUGGUUUGGAACCAUCAUUUUAAAAUCGACUACGCCGCGACUGCGAAAAAUAUCCUAACCAGUGAAAAGCUAAGUCUGUUGGAGAGGUUCAGAUUCGCCAGUGUUUAUUGCCUGGUCGACGAAAUCGAAAAGUUUCGCGGCUCGAUCGAUUCGAUACCGGAAUUUGAUUUCAAGCUAGAUCCGUUCGUAGCUUGUUGGAGCAAGUAUUUGAGAAACAAGGUACUUACGAUAUCGGUACAGAAGAAUUCGUCGAUCGAAAUGUUGCUAUUUAAUACUUCGAUGGAACACGGUUUGUGGCCAACUGUCGAGUACUUCUUCGAUAAAUUAGACUCGGCGAAGAAAACCUCGAAAUUCGAAAGUAUCCUCGAAACGUUCGGCGAAUCGUACCCGAACGAUUUCUCAGCCGGAUUGGCGCGAAAAAAAUGGAACCGACUGUGUUGUUUCGCCAGUUCGAAAAUCAUCUCCAGAAUCGUCCGGUACGGUACUCCGAACCAGGUACGAAUCGUUUGGAAGCUGUUCCAGAGUAAAAUGAGUUCGAAGAAUUUCUGCGGUAUUCUCGAAACGCUGGUAUCGUUAUCGAUGCGAAACGCUAGCGAAUUCGAAAAAUGGACCCCGUUGUUGAUGGAAAUCUGGACCGGAGCUAGUAACAAUUUGAAGCAAUCGGCCAUCGUCGAUACGAAACUGUGGCAGAGUAUCGGUGAUAAAUUCUUCGAUCAGUAUCGAGACGAACGUAUACCGGAGUUUCGUGCCCGUCGUCUGAUCAGAGAUCCGAUGAAAUUUGUCAGAAUUGUGUUGAAAAGCAUGCCCUCCAAGAAGAGAUUUUUCGAGAAAAAUUUCUGUUGGUUGAUCCUUUGGGCGCCUUUUGCUGCGAUAGAUCAGUUGAUGCGAGAUGUUCUGGAGCAUUACGAUCGCGAUGUUAUCGAGCUGAAAAAAGUCAUCGCCAAUGACCAGGUCAGAAUGCAAUGGUCGCUAAGCUCAUUGCUGGCAUGUGGCGAAUAUGAUGAAAUCGACGCAGUAGUAUCAUUUUAUCUUUCCGGUAUCGAUCGCAUCAUCGAAACAAAAACGCAGAAUGAUUUGCAAUCGUAUAAGUCGCAGUUUGUAAUGUUUCCGCAUAAUUUCGAUGCAAUGUUAACUCAGGUUUAUCGCGGUGAUUGGAAGGAAUUGUACAAGUACAUGGAGGAAAACGUUUCGUGGGUGAAUACCGAUACUCCUAGAGACGUGAUGAUAAAAUUAUUCAUGACAACCCGCAGAUAUUUUGCUCGGAAAAUCGACGAAGGCCAGAUGAACGACUUGAAGGAAUUCGUCAGCAUGAUUUAUUCGAAUACUAAACCCGAAUACGAAUUCCCUGCACAGUACCAACUGAAAUUUUUGAAAAACUUGUUCGAAAGUCGUCUGUUGAAAGUUUUGUUCAAGCCGAAUUACACCAAGGAUGGCAAAAAAAUGACUUUCGAUCGAGCUGCCUUGCAGGAUUUUUUAUUAUGGAUUUACGACGGUGACGAAGAAUUAAUCGAUGAAAACUUCAAGCAACCGCGCCUGUUUCCUGGAGGAUUUUUGGUUCAGUUGAAAGGAUGCGUUGCCGAAGGUUCCUUCCAAGCUACCGAGUCGAUGGAUGAGUUUUUGAAAUGGUGUUUUGCGACCGAAGCAGAAAGGCGACAGUUUAAACGCGAAAUGAUAUACUAUUACAGACAGUAUAAGUUGAUCGAAGGUCUGCUGAUGCGUAGAAAAUAUCGUCCAAGGAUGUUGUUGUGGUUUUUUGACGAAGAUACCAGUUUGAUUGAGAAAUUUACGACUGAUUAUGGGUCUAAUCCGAUUCGCGGGUAUUAUAUUAGCGAUGAUAGUGGCGACGAUAGUGACGAAGAAGACUGGGAUUAGAUAUUGUAGCAUUUGAAGUGAUGUACUGAAAAUGAGCGACGAAUAAAGAAAUUCAGAUUUUUGACUAAUAAUUUUCGUAAACGUAGAAUCGUUUUUUUCUUCCGAGUAUUUUUUUGUUUUGUUUGUUUAAGUUUUAUUGUUUUUGUUUUUAAAGUGAACAAUUGUAAAUUGCUCUUAAAUAAGUCGUACUAGUCUGUUUAUUUUUAAUUUUAAUUUUUUUUUUAAUAUUGAAAGUUGUUGAUCAAGGAAUUUUUUUUUUGUUUUUUUCGUCGAUCUUGAUGAUUUUUUUUUACAAUUGUUUUAUCGUAUUGUUGAAAAGUAAGUAUUUUAAAAUAAAUCGUAUUUUGUUUGCUUUUUUAUGAAA